Molecule: messenger RNA, 330 nt
Organism: Saccharomyces paradoxus
Lineage: Eukaryota; Fungi; Ascomycota; Saccharomycetes; Saccharomycetales; Saccharomycetaceae
Gene: PFD1
Product: prefolding complex chaperone subunit
Exons: 1
Coding region: 1-330 (109 amino acids)
Biological process (GO): protein folding
Cellular component (GO): prefoldin complex; cytoplasm
Molecular function (GO): protein folding chaperone
Source: RefSeq, a predicted model, not a curated record
AUGUCUCAGAUAGCACAAGAAAUGACAGUGAGCUUAAGGAACGCCAGAACACAAUUGGAUAUGGUCAACCAGCAGCUAGCAUAUUUGGAUAGACAAGAAAAGCUUGCUGAAUUGACAAAGAAAGAACUAGAGUCUUAUCCAACAGAUAAAGUAUGGAGAUCUUGUGGUAAAUCGUUCAUCUUGCAAGAGAAGUCCAAAUAUGUCAGUGAUUUAUCGCAUGACGAAACGGUUCUCCUGGAUCAAAGGAAAACAUUAAAAAUAAAAAAGAACUAUCUAGAAACUACUGUUGAAAAGACAAUAGACAAUCUAAAGGCAUUGAUGAAAAAUUAA